UUCUCUCCUGUGAUGCUGGGCUCUCCAUCCAACCACACGUUACCAAAUGCUGCUACUUUCAUCCUUGUGGGUGUCCCAGGAUUGGAGGCAGUCCACCUUUGGCUGGCAGUUCCACUGACUGUCAUGUAUACUGUGGCCCUCCUAGGGAACAGCCUUAUCCUGACUGUGAUCUGGGCAGACCCAGGUCUGCAUGAGCCCAUGUACUAUUUCCUAUGUGUCUUGGCUGCUGUGGACAUUAUCAUGUCAACCUCUGUGGCCCCCAAAAUGCUGACUAUUUUCUUUUCAGGCAAUGGUAACAUUGGCUUUUCUGCCUGCUUCAUUCAGAUGUACAUUGUCCAUGCAGCAACUGCUGUGGAGACAGGGUUACUUCUAUCAAUGGCUUUUGAUCGCUUUGUGGCCAUCUGCAAACCUUUGCACUACCAGACCAUCCUUACUCCACGAACAAUGCUGGGCAUUGGUGUGGCCAUUAUAGUGAGGGCAAUAAUGGUCAUGACGCCACUGAGCUGGCUGGUAGUCCAUCUGCCAUACUGCAGUUCCCAUGUAAUCCUCCAUUCCUACUGUGAGCACAUGGCUGUAGCCAAAUUAGCAUGUGCUGAUCCUAUGCCCAGCAGUCUUUAUAGCUUGAUUGCCUCCUUUAUCAUUGUAGGCUUGGAUGUCACUUUUAUAGCUACUUCCUACAGUCUAAUCCUCCGGGCUGUGUUCAAUCUGUCCUCCCAGGAUGCUCGUUUCAAGGCACUCAGUACAUGUGGUUCCCAUGUAAGUGUCAUGGUCCUUUACUAUCUACCUGCUAUGGUAUCCAUCUACAUGGCUUGGUUGGGGGAAGAUAUGGUGCCCCUGCAUGCUCAGGUACUACUGGCUGAUCUUUAUCUGGUUAUCCCUCCUAUGCUGAAUCCUGUCAUCUAUGGCCUGAAAACAAAGAGGAUCCGAGAGCGAGUAUGGAAUGCAGUGACCAUCACCCUCAUAGAUUCCAAUUGCCUGAAUCCAAAAAAAGAAAAAAGACCUAAGCAGGUGUUUGCCAUAGGACAUACUGGAUCCACAUCAGGGGCAAAGGUGGAAGAGUAA
Molecule: messenger RNA, 1062 nt
Organism: Antechinus flavipes (yellow-footed antechinus)
Lineage: Eukaryota; Metazoa; Chordata; Mammalia; Dasyuromorphia; Dasyuridae
Product: olfactory receptor 52I1-like
Exons: 1
Coding region: 13-1062 (349 amino acids)
Biological process (GO): G protein-coupled receptor signaling pathway
Cellular component (GO): membrane
Molecular function (GO): olfactory receptor activity; G protein-coupled receptor activity
Source: RefSeq, a predicted model, not a curated record